This is a messenger RNA of Insectozyma verbasci, 468 nucleotides long. The record is from the annotation of a GenBank genome assembly. NCBI's taxonomy places the organism in Eukaryota, Fungi, Ascomycota, Pichiomycetes, Serinales, Debaryomycetaceae.
AUGUCAGAUUAUGAAGAUAAUGCAUUUAAUGAAGUAGCUGAAAAUUAUGAAGAUUUUGACGCACCUGAUCAUUUUUCAGAUAAUGAAAUAGAUGAUGGUGGUCAAAAUGGAGGAGAUGCAGAAAUUAAAACAGAAGAUGGAAAAACUAUAAUAAAUGGAGGUAUAAAUGAACAACAAGCACAACAAGUCCCAAACAUUAAACCAUUAAAAGAAUUAGCUAUACCUAAAGAGAAAAGAACUACUACUCCAUAUAUGACUAAAUAUGAACGUGCUAGAAUUUUAGGUACUCGUGCUUUACAAAUUAGUCUUAAUGCUCCUGUUUUAGUUGAUAUUGAAGGUGAAACUGAUCCAUUACAGAUUGCAAUGAAAGAAUUAGCACAAAGAAAGAUUCCAUUAGUUAUUAGAAGAUAUUUACCAGAUGGAUCUUUUGAAGAUUGGGGAUGUGAUGAAUUAAUUGUGGAUCAUUAG